AUGUCAAACUUUACUUAUCGUUUAGAAAAAUCCAACCUUCUCUAUCUUGUGAACGAAAUUAAAAUAAUUAUAACCUGCAAGGCAUGGAAUAACAUUGCCAAACCGAGUGGUUAUUACAUCAUUUCGGAAAGACCCAUGCAUUAUUUCACGGAAUUAGGAUGGAUAUUUGGUUCAAAGAGGAUCAACGCAUUACGGAAGACAAGAUCCAGCAUUGACCGAAAUGAAACUCAAAUACAACCAUCAUCUUACAAGAAGGAGAAGCUAGAUUUUCCAAAAUAUUACCUAUUAAGGGGAACGACAUGGAAUUAUUCCAUUUUAUCUCAGCGGCAUUACUACUCCAUUCCCACAUCUGGAUGGCUUUGGCCAAUUGCCGACGAUGUAAAAUUCCGCCUUACCAAGCUUAUCGAACUUGGGUUUAAGCUCGAUGAUAAUAAAUCCAUAGCAGACGCCUUACAAAUUUUCGAAAUAAGUUGGAUAUUUACGGCGAUAUCUAAAAUCAAAGUGCGUAUUUCACGAGCAAAUUCUUAUGAGCAUGGAUCAGAGAUAGCAUCGAUAUGCUUCGUUGAUAUCCUUUCCACAGGAUGUCGAUCACCCGCUUCAUACAUCACUUCCGCUAAUAUCAAAUUUCACGUUAAAUACAAUUAA
Molecule: messenger RNA, 645 nt
Organism: Funneliformis caledonium
Lineage: Eukaryota; Fungi; Glomeromycota; Glomeromycetes; Glomerales; Glomeraceae
Source: the annotation of a GenBank genome assembly